Candidula unifasciata is the source of this 2016-nucleotide messenger RNA. The record is from the annotation of a GenBank genome assembly. Lineage: Eukaryota; Metazoa; Mollusca; Gastropoda; Stylommatophora; Geomitridae.
AUGGCGUCCAAGUACGGGUAUGAGUCCACCGCUGUGGUCAAAACAGAACCCGACGAUAUGUCUUUGAAAUCUGAUAAACAGACUUUGCUAGCUGUUCUGCAGUUUCUAAAGAAACAUAACUUGAAGGGGACAGAAUCACUAUUAAAACAGGAGGCUAGGAUCUCAGAUGAUGACCUGAGGACAAAUGAGGAUAAGAAAACUGAAGUGACCCAAGCCUUAGCUGCCGUCUAUAAGAGUGAUGAUGACCCCAGUCUGUACGAAGACCUGUAUGGAGAUUUGAAGAAGUUCAUCGAUUCCUGUCUUGAUGUUCAUAAGGUGGAGCUGUCAACGAUUCUCUACCCUGUGUUUGUCCACAUGUAUCUGGAGCUGGUCUACAAUGGCCAUGAAUGGAAUGCUGCUGAGUUUUACUCCAAAUUCUGGCAGGAUCAGGAAGAGCAUCAUCAUGAUGACCUGGCCAGGCUGUCCAGCGUUCGUAAGAAGGAACAUAUGCCAGGCAACCAGCUGCUGGAGAAUUUCAAAACCAGCAAAUUCGUCUUGCGAAUGUCCCGUGACUCGUACACACAUCUCAAAAGGCAUUUACAGGAAAAGAGGUUGUCCCCUUUGCUGACAAUAAUUCAGGAUCAUCUCUUCAUUGAUGUAUUUGAUGGGGUUCCCCGCACCCAGCAGCAGAUCCAGGCCACAAGUGGAGGACUUCUAGGAGAAGUGGACAAAGAUGCUAACAAAGCCAAAGUUUUUUAUGGCUUGCUCAAAGAACCAGACUUGAACAUUUUACUGGAUGAGGAUGAUGAUGCUGGUGAAGGAGAUGAGAAGCCAAAGAAGAAGAAAUCCAAAAAAGAUCCCUUGUUGAUGAAGAAGUCAAAAAAUGAUCCCAACGCACCACCAGUCAACAGAAUCCCACUGCCAGAGCUGAAAGAUCAAGAUCUUCGGGAGAGAGCUAUGGCAUUUCGGGAAGCCAAACGGAGAGUCAAACUGGAUCACAACCACCUACCAUCUGUCUGUUUCUACACAUUCCUCAAUGCCUACCAGGGUGUCACAUGUGUGGACAUAUCUGAAGACUCUAGUCUGCUGGCGGCCGGUUUCACUGACGGAAACAUCCGUGUUUGGUCUCUGACUCCAAACAAAUUGAAAGAUAUGAAAGACCCAGAUGACCUCGACUUGAUUGACAAAGAAGCAGAUGAUGUAAUGGAGAGGAUCUUUGACGAUAAGACAGCCUGUGAUAACAAGCUGUUGGUUGGUCAUGGCGGGACCGUCUAUGCCACCAGUAUCAGCCCUGAUCGGGCCUACCUGCUCUCCUGUUCUGAUGAUGGUACAAUUCGACUGUGGAGUUUAUAUAUCUGGACAAACUUGGUUUGUUACAAGGGACACAACUUUCCUGUUUGGGAUGUCGAUUUCAGUCCUCACGGCUACUACUUUGUCUCGGCUGGACAUGACCGGACGGCCAGAGUGUGGGCCACUGACCACCAUCAGCCAGUGAGGAUAUUUGCUGGCCAUCUGGCAGAUGUGGAUUGCUGUAAAUUCCACCCAAACUCAAACUACGUGGCAACAGGCUCCAGUGACAAGAGUGUCCGUCUCUGGGACAUGCUGAACGGUAGCUGUGUGCGAAUUAUGACUGGGCAUAAGAAUACUAUUCAUUGCUUGGAGUUUAGUCCUGAUGGUAGAUACCUGGCCAGUGGAGGUGCCGAUAACCUGGCUGUCAUCUGGGACCUGUCGUCGGGGGCUGUGGUGGCCCAGCUAAAGGGUCACACCAACAUCGUCUACUCUCUGUGUUUUAGCAGGGACGGUACUAUAUUGGCUACUGGAGGCCUGGAUGACAGCAUACGCCUGUGGGAUGUGCAGAAGAUAAUGGCCGAACAGGACACAGAGGUUGACACUACCAUCCCCAGUAACAUUACUGUCAACGACAGUCCCAGCCUACUUCUGGGAACCUACUACACAAAGAGCACCACCGUGUUGGGCCUGCACUUCACCAGAUGCAAUCUUCUCAUUGGCUGUGGGCCAUACUUAGCUCCUUCCUAG